This is a messenger RNA of Schizosaccharomyces octosporus yFS286, 4621 nucleotides long. Its product is annotated as vigilin. The record is from RefSeq and is a predicted model, not a curated record. Lineage: Eukaryota; Fungi; Ascomycota; Schizosaccharomycetes; Schizosaccharomycetales; Schizosaccharomycetaceae. Gene Ontology annotation, cellular component: nucleus; cytoplasm. The coding region runs from base 280 to 4167 and encodes 1295 amino acids. The transcript has a single exon. Gene Ontology annotation, biological process: nuclear division. Gene Ontology annotation, molecular function: mRNA binding.
CAGAACACCAGGGAGUAAGGCUUGCACUGAACGAAUAUCAUAGUCGACGCGACUUUUCGUAGACAUUAUUAGAUUGAGUUAGUACGAGUAUCAAUCGUCUACUUCUUCUUUCUUUGAUUUAACUUAUAGCGCUUUGACGCUUAAAGAAAUAUUAGUGUAAAAAGUUAGUAAAUUUCAUAUCGGAUAUUGCGACUUAAAUUCGUUUGGAGUCACAUCAAUAUACCCUUUUGCUUCUUACCAGUCAAUCUCUUAUUGGAUACACUUUCUGGAACCUGAUUUAUGGAAAAUCUCUUUACUUCCGAACAAUUCACCAUGACUACGAACAACCUCGAAACUACUAAUGCCUCCUCUGGUUACCAAACUGUCAGUAAUGAAGACUUUAAGGUGCAAUAUGAUGAAUUACUCGCACCCAAUGCUGCUGAAAUAAGUGGUGUGAGACAUGAAACCGUAGAUAAUGCAACUGCAGGUAUGCCCUCACAAGAAGAAACCGAAAAUCUUCCUCCUUCUGCUCUAUUGCAGAAGAAGCAUGCGGUUGAAAACCACUCCAAAGAAAAGCCAACUUCAAAAAGAAACACAUCUCAAAAACCUGCUGUUGAUGUGCACUCAGAAGCUGCUUUUCCCACACUUUCACCGAAAGUCAACAAUAAACCAAAGGCUCCUUCUUGGGUUCGAAAGGCUGCUGGCGUCGGUUCUUCAGGUAAUGAUGAUGCCGCCUCUUCAGCCAACUCACCUACUUCUUCUAGCAGGACUGCUUCUACUUCGAAAGAAACAGAUUAUAUGACAGACACUUUGAUUUUGGGUCCUGAUCAGCAGAUAUCUCGCCUUUCAUUUACCGGUAAACCAAACUCUGUUGCAGAUAUUGUCCGUACCAUUAUGCUGCAAACCUCUACUCGUAUUAAUGUCUCUACCGCAUCCAAGACGAAGAAUACGACCUUUUUAAUUCAAGGUAAAGUUGCUGCUGUUAAAGCAGCUCACAGACAAAUUAUUAAGUCCAUCGGUCGCCGAAACACUAUUACUGUUCCCUGUCCUGUCUUUGUCGUCGGUGCUGUUAUUGGAACCAAUGGACAAAAUUUAAAGACCAUUAUGGACCGCACCGGCACUCGAAUCCAAAUCCCUAAGCGCAACUCAUCUGCCGCUGAUGACAAUGAAACUUCUGCAAAGAAUGAAAAGUCUUCACUCACUUCCCCAACUUCGUUAGACGAAUUGGAACCUCAAUAUGAUUUGACUUCAGUUACCAUUGAAGGUGAUUUUGAGGGCGUUGAACUCGCUAAAAAAGAAAUUGAAUCUAUAAUCAACGAACGCACUAGUCAUACUACUAUUCGAAUUAACACAAUCCCUACUGAUAUGUACAAUUUGCUUCGCGGUGCGGAUGGUUCAAACAUUGCUGAAUACGAACAAGACAAAGAUUUGAAAGUCCAAAUUCCUUAUGCAUACUCUGAUAACAAUUUGCCAGUUAACCCUAUAGUUUUAUCUGGUGAAAAGUCUUGCGUUCGUGAAUGUGCUCUAUUCUUGCAAGGCAAAGCUGAGGAAUUGGCUCGUACUACAAUCCCCACUAUGAUUCCUGUUCCUCGUCGUCAGCAUCGUUUCAUUAACGGAGAAAAGAGUGCUGGUAUCCAGGAUAUUUUGAGAAGCACUGGUUGUUCGGUUAUACUCCCUCCUAUAAAUAGUGAGUCAGACAUUGUUAGUGUUCGUGGGCCUGCAAUGAACAUUAGUGAUGGUAUUAAGAUGACGAUGGAGCGUGCCAACUCUACAAUCAUAGAUGCCGUUAACAUUUCCAAUAUUUUCACUUCCUUGAAAGACCCCUUUAGUCAUGCUAACCUACUUGCAAGAUUUUUCAUUCGUUCAAAGUUCCUUUCUCAAUAUGAGAAUGCUUUGAAAGUACAAUUCCAUCUUCCAAAGCGUGAAGAACUUCAGGAACUUACUAAUAAAUCUGUUAUUGUUGAAAUUUCUAGUAAAGACGGGGAAAACGUUCGCAAUGCGCGUGCUGCAUUAAUUAAAAUUAUUGAACAGUUCCCUCCUUAUAAAUUUCAUAACGUAGAGAUUGACCCCCUUCUGCAGCGUUAUGUUAUUGGAUCUAAAGGAAAAAACUUGCAGAAACUCAGAGCUGAUCAUAAUGUCGAAUUGCUCAUCGGUGAUAAUGGCGAAGAUGACUCAAAUGUUAUCCUUUGCUUUACUGGAUCAAGUGAUGAAAAACUUCCUGAACAGAUUCAGGAAGAGUUGGCUGCUUUGGGUGAACGUAUUAAAUCUUCUGCUGAUGCUUCCGCUAAGAUUGUCUCUGAAACUUUCCAAGUACCUUCUGUCUAUCACAAGCAUAUCGUGGGACCCAAGGGUACUACAUUGAAGGCAAUCCUUGGUAACUCCGAGGAGAAUGUUGUUGUUCAGCUUGGUAAGGUUUCGUAUCGCUCAGACUCGACUGACGAUGAUGUCUACGUUCGAGGUUUCUCGAACGACGUUCAGCGUGUUAUGAACGAAAUAAAACAACUUGUCAAAGAUGCAAAAAAUCACGAGAUUCUUCACUCAUAUGUUGCUGAGUUUGAUUUCCCUUCUCAAUACUCUAAGAAUAUUAUCGGCAAAAAUGGAAGCAACGUGUCCACUCUUCGUGAAGACUUUGGUGUUCAAAUCAAUGUCGAAGAAGGACAUGUACGCAUUCAAGGUAUCAAGAAGAAUGUCGAAGAAACUAAAUCCCGUAUUGAAGCUCAAGUUCAAGCUCUUAUGGAUGAUACCAUAAUUCGCGUUAAUAUCCCAAAUGAAUUCCAUCGCCAGCUGAUUGGUGCCAGUGGAAAGUACGUUAAACGUUUGGAGGAGAAAUUUUCAGUCCGUGUUCGUUUCCCUCGUGAAGAUGACUUGGGCACUUCCGGAGGCGAGGCCACUAAACCUUCAUCAGUUGACGAAAUUGUCAUCCGCGGUAGCAAAAAGGCCGUUGCUUCUGCUAAGCAAGAGCUUGUCGAACUCUAUGAAUAUGAAAAGUCUAUCGCUUAUAGCGAAGUUAUUGAAAUUCCAUCUAAGGCUGCUUCUAGGGUUGUUGGUCGUAGCGGUGCUACUGUUGAAAAAAUUCGUGCUCAAUACGACGUCAAGAUCGACAUUGGGGACGAAAAAUCUGAGGGUACAAUUUCUGUUUCAGUACGAGGUUCUAAGGAAAAUGUUCAAAGUGCCAUCAAAGAGAUUAAAGCUAUUUCUGACGAAAUAAAGAAUCAAGUCGAGAAAGUUGUCAAAAUUGAUCGUGAAUACCAUCGUUUCCUUAUUGGUCCUAGUGGAAGUAGCUUACAAGAAAUUAUCAAAGAAUGCGGUGGUACAACUGAUAAAGCUGAAACUGCUCGUCUUGUUAGUUUUUCCAACGGUAAUACGGACGAAGAUCGCAAUUCUGUUGUGUUACGUGGCAACAAACAACUUGUUGAAGCCUUGGAGUCUCGUUUCUUACAAAUUGUAGAGGAACUUAAGAGCCAAGUAGAAAAAACUGUUGAUGUUCCUCAGCGUAGCAUCAGUUCUAUUAUCGGAAGAAUGGGAAGCAGCCGUCGCGAUAUCGAAAAGAAAACAUCCACAUCCCUUACGAUUCCCAAUGUUUUAGACCCUGAGCAGCUUGUCAAGAUUACAAUAAUCGGAAGCAAUGAAAACUGUGAUAAGGCUAUACAGAUGAUUCAAGAAAAAGUUGCUAGUCAAUACACAGAAACCCUUGAGGUAUCCAAUGUUUUGUGUGAGCGAUUGACGAAUGGUCCAAUAAUCAGGAGACUUCGCACCGAUCUCAAGGUGUUUGUAGACGUACCUAGUGUUUCUAAGCAAUUGGAAGGUUCUGAAAUUGUACUCGAGGAUAAUGAAGAAGACGCUUAUCCUUGGAAGUUGGUUACCAAGCAAAAAAAUACCGACAAUAAAGCAACCUUGACUAUUAGAGGACAUAAGGAAAAUGUUGAAAAAGCCAUUAGUUCUUUGGAAAAGAACCUUAAGCAACUUGAAGAAGAAUGCACUGGCUAUCUUUCAGUACCUCCUAGCUUGCAUCGCCAUAUUAUUGGCGCUGGUGGCUCCGCUAUUAACAAGAUUCGUAAGGCUGCUCAAGUAAAAAUUGACGUUCCCCGUACACCAGGUGUUGAUAUUAUUGUCAUCCAGGGAAGUCAUUCCGGAGCUGCUAAGGCGAAAGAUUUAAUCAUCGAACGCUUAAGUGAGUCUCAAGAUUAAAAAAUAAAACUUUUUUGAUAUGAUUUCUAUAAAUACCUUUCAUUUGGAAGAUCUCUCAAUUUAUGCUACAAAUACUAACAAGUUCGGGCUGUAUCGAGACAUGGUCGCUCUUUUUUUACCAUUCUGCUUAAUGCAGGCAGAGCCAUAGUCCUUAAUUUUUGCUACAAAGAUUUUAUUUUGUUCUCUUCAAUCUAAGUGAGUCAAAGAAAAGAUUGCUUUUUAGAUUUACUUACGCUCGAUCGUGAAGAAGCCUAGAUCUUACUUUAUAAUGUAUAAUUUUAUUCUAAGAUAAAAAAUAGUUGUCCUAAACGUUGUACUUUGAAAAAUGAUGUAGGAUUAAAAGAUACAUGAAUCCAAAUGAUGCCUUCAUCUUGCUAACACUAACGGAAAUACUUCAAUAUAUUUAUCAAAAUUUCUAAACAAAAUCAAGCAUAAGUGUUUCAAAUCAACCAAA